Annulohypoxylon maeteangense is the source of this 2287-nucleotide messenger RNA. RefSeq names its product MFS general substrate transporter. Gene Ontology annotation, cellular component: membrane. Bases 343 to 1878 code for a protein of 511 amino acids. Lineage: Eukaryota; Fungi; Ascomycota; Sordariomycetes; Xylariales; Hypoxylaceae. Gene Ontology annotation, molecular function: transmembrane transporter activity. The record is from RefSeq and is a predicted model, not a curated record. The transcript is spliced from 3 exons. Gene Ontology annotation, biological process: transmembrane transport.
UUUCCAGGUACGCGGCAGCUGCGCGGUACACAUCGAGACUUCCAACUGCUCAAACACUUUAAGGUUCACUUCGAAUUCACAACCUGGAAGUUUUUAAUAAACCGUUUUUAAUUUAUAAUUCUCCUAAUUCUCUUCGACCAAGGAUCUUCGUCUCAACUUCAGACGUACUCAAAACCCCGCCAUCUAGAAGCCUCCCUUCCGAUCUUAAUCAGUGUCACCCCUGUCUUUCGUUUUUGUAUCCUGUUGUGCGAGCCCAAACCAAGUCCGACUAUGGUCUCCCAUCUUCGAGUCUCUCAAUCCUCAUUCUUGUCGACUUGUACUUUCUGAAUUAAUUAUUUGGAUAUGUCGUCGAACGCGUCGGAUGAACGACUAACCCAUGAGGCCAAGGGUAAGCCCGCCUCCCCAAACAUGGCUAAAGGGAAGGAAACAUACACGCCAAGCACCGUGGCCGUGACCGGGUUACCCGACUCUCCUCCGGGUAUGAUCGACGCUCAUGCGGAACGGCGCCUCCUCCGCAAGAUUGACCUGCACGUCUGGCCUAUCCUAUUCAUCAUCUACAUGAUGUCUUUCCUCGACCGGAUUAAUAUUAGCAAUGCCCGCAUUCAGGGCAUGACCCAAGAGUUGGAUCUGUAUGGAAACAGAUUCAACAUCGCCCUUUUUGUCUAUUUCGUCCCAUACAUCAUCUUCGAGAUCCCGAGCAACAUGAUCUUCCGCAAGACCAAGCCAGAAUACUACCUUUCAUCCCUCAUGCUAUGCUGGGCUAUCAUCAACAUGUGCAUGGGCUUCGUGACGACGUACCAAGGUUUAGUCGUCCUGCGAUUCUUCCUCGGCACUUUCGAGGCUGGCAUCCUACCCGCCAUCAUCUACUUGACAUCCACAUAUUACAAGCGCCACGAGUUCCAGACACGCAUGAGCUUCUUCUUCUGCUCCACCGUGAUCGGCGGCGCCUUUGGAGGCCUCCUCGCCUACGCCAUCGCCUCCCUCGACGGACGCCACGGCAUUGCCGGUUGGCGGUGGAUCUUUAUCGUGGAAGGCGCCGUUACCGCGGCCAUUGCCAUGAUAGCCUUCUUCCUAAUUGUCGACUGGCCAGAACAAUGCCGGUUCCUGACCCCUGAAGAGAAAAAGCAGCUGGAGCUGCGGCUUGCCGACGACGGCGCAGGUGCUGUAGCACGCAUGGACAUGCUUAACGCGUACGCAUACCGGCGCAUCUUAACUGACUGGAAGGUCUGGCUCGGCGCGCUCACGUACAUGGGCGUCGGAAUCACGGGAUACGCGACGACCUUCUUCAUGCCGACGAUCCUAAGCGAGUUUGGCUGGACGGCGCGGGCCGCACAGGUACAUACCAUUCCCGUGUACGCUGUGUCGGCCGUAGGCAUGGUGUCAGUAGCGUACCUCUCGGAUCAUUAUAAGCACCGCUUCAGCUUUAUCAUUCUAGGCUGCUGUAUCGCGACGAUCGGUUACGGCAUGUUGCUGGGCCAGGCACACCUUUCCAGCGAUGCCAAAUACGCCGCCGUUUUCUUGGUGUCGCUGGGCGGCUUCAUCUGCCCGCCUAUUGCGCUCGCGUGGCUUUCAAACAACGUUUCGGGUAACUGGAAGCGGUCCUUUGCGUCUGCCGCUCAGGUUGCCUUCGGAAAUAUCACAGGCAUCGUGGCGGCUCUCGUUUAUCGCCAAGAUGAAGCCCCGCAUUACCCCACUGGCUACGGUACAUCCCUAGCACUGAUGUGGGUUGGCGGUAUCGCGGCAUUGCUGCUCUUUACGGGCAUGCUCAUCGAGAAUAGGAUGCGCGAUGCUGGUAAGAGAGACGCUCGGCUGAAUCGUCCGAAGGAAGAGGUUGAUAAUAUGGGCGACUAUCAUCCUUCGUUCCGGUUUACGUUAUAAAUCCGUGAACUGGUUGGAAUAUUUUCAUUCCCCCUUUCGACUCUCGCUGGAUACCUUGGACGUACAUAUGCCUUGAGUUGGAACGGAGGAAUAAUCUCGUGUUGGCGGCAUGAGUGUGACUACACAUAAUGGAGGGUGUGCAUAUGAAAGGGGAAUGUCCAUCAUAGAGACAAAGGCUCUCGCCCAUGCAUAAAUGUAAUGAUUAAUGACUGCUGAUAAUAAUUCAAGGUGGAACUUAUCUUGACACAAGCAAGUGACUCCGUGUACUUGUACUAUGCGAACUACAUGGUUGUUAAUUGUUGCCUCCAGAAGUAACAGUAGUGACAGGGACAUACAGGGGUAUUUCGAUCUGUCGAGACAACAGAUUUUACAACCGGCGAUUAUAUGGGAAUUUGAACAACAAAUGCGU